Geodia barretti is the source of this 987-nucleotide messenger RNA. The record is from the annotation of a GenBank genome assembly. NCBI's taxonomy places the organism in Eukaryota, Metazoa, Porifera, Demospongiae, Tetractinellida, Geodiidae.
AUGGCACAAUACGGAACCAAACAUGGACACGCGCGCGGGAAGUUGCAGGCAAUGUUUGUCAAUCCUGACGUUGAGGUCGCAGGUGUAUUUGAACCCGAUGCACAACAACGCCAGAAACUUCAAGCUAAUGGGGGGACAUUUGCUGAUGUUCACUGGUUCGCGGAUGCCGCAGAAAUGUUGGACGAUGAGACUAUCGUAGCAAUUGCUUCAGAAGGGAACAAUGUCGAGAGUUUGGAUCAAACGGAGCAGAUUGUAAACGCUGGUAAGCACGUUUGGUACGACAAGCCUGCUGGUGAAAACUGGCAGCAAUGGCAGCGCGUCAUUAACACCGCUCAGGAAAAGUCACUACUUGUACAGAUGGGCUAUAUGUUGCGCUACCACUCUGCCUUUAAACAGGUCGCCGAGUGGGUGAAAUCUGGAUUCUUAGGUGAUGUUUUUUCCGUUCGCGCACACAUGUCGACCAAUAUCUCUCACGAAGCGCGCACGCGCAUCAGCGAACACAUCGGUGGUAUCUUUUUUGAUUUGGGUGGACAUGUACUCGACCAAGUGCUCUGGCUUCUCGGACGACCGGAGAAGGUAACCUCUUUCCUCCGAAACGAUGCCGAUUCAGUCGAGCCUUUCAAAGAUAAUACCCUAACUGUCUAUGAAUUUGGGAAAGCGAUGGCAUUUAUCUCGAUUUCAGCGUUGGAGCCGAGACCGGUUGCGCGUCGAUUUGAAGUCUACGGGACCAAGGGGAGUGCUAUCAUCAUUGAGCCGUUUGAACCCGGAUUGAAGGUUCGACUCUGCUUGGAGGAAGCGAAGGGCGGGUAUUCACAAGGUGAACAGGUUGUCGAGAUAGCAGGUGAAAGCCGUCAACGCACCUAUGAACUUGAGCUCGACGCGUUUUUAGCGACCAUUGCAGGAACACAGCCUCCUGAUCGUCCAAUAUCACACGAACUGUUGGUACAGGAAACCCUCCUACGAGCCACUGGUGUUAUAUCGAGCUGA